AAGACUGAUACAACUACUGACGUCACUUGUACACAUCUCAUUCUUCUUCUUCUGUGAAUCUUCAAAACUCUUUUUAGUUUUUACGCUUAUAAUUAAAAGAAAGUCACUUCUUUCUUAUUCUCCAAGAGCCAAGAUAAUACACACAAACGAAAAAAAAAAAAAACAUGGCAGGCUCCGAUGAUCAUCAUAGGAAUCCAUAUAUGGCUUUUCCCGGCGUUUUUCCGAUUGUUUUCUUGCUUGUAUUAUCAUCGGCGGAUCUAGCGGCGAGUCAGUCGCAGCCCGGUCCAACUAAUCAACCUUACAACUACGGCAGACUAAGUCCAGCCAUGGCUGUGAUCGUUGUCAUCCUUAUCGCUGCUCUCUUUUUCAUGGGCUUCUUCUCCAUCUACUUCCGCCACUGUUCCGGCGUACCUGACGCCGGCGUUUCUCCCGCUGGAGCUGCUAGAUCCAGAGGAACCGUCAACGCGGCGGCGCGUGGUCUCGACGCUGCAGUUGUCGAGACUUUCCCUACGUUCUUGUACUCGGACGUUAAGACGCAGAAGCUUGGUAAAGGUGAGCUGGAGUGCGCGAUUUGUCUGAACGAGUUCGAAGACGAUGAAACGCUGCGUUUGCUUCCCAAGUGUGAUCACGUGUUUCACCCUCACUGCAUCGGUGCUUGGCUCGAGGCUCAUGUCACUUGUCCUGUUUGUAGAGCCAAUCUUGCUGAACAGGUCGCUGAAGGCGAAUCGGUUGAACCGGGAGGAACUGAGCCGGAUCUUGAACUGCAGCAAGUGGCGCCGAAUCCUGAACCGGUACUUACCGCUCCGGUACCGGAAGAAUUGGCGACGAGUGAAAUCGAUUCGAGGAGAUUACCUGGUGUACCGGUGGAUCUCAAGCGGGUUAAUAAGUUCUCGAGAUCGCAUACAACGGGACAUUCAGUGGUUCAACCGGGAGAAUGUACCGAGCGGUUUACUCUCCGGUUACCGGAAGAUGUUAGGAAGAGGAUAAUGAGGGAUUGGAAAUUGAACCGGUCGAAUAGUGUCCUGGUUCUACCUAGGGGAGGGAGUUCAAGGAGAGGAAAACCGAUUGAUCGGUCGAGAGCUCGGUCUGACCGGUGGUUGUUCCGGAAAACGCCGUCGUUUCUAUGGAGGAGUCGUGAUGAUGGUUCAAUAAGGCUAGGUAGUACCGGAAGCGUUCGAGCCAAUCCUGUACCGAACCCAACCGGUGGUGAUUCGGUACGAGGAGGAGAACGGUGGGCAUUUCUUAGAAACGCGUCGUUUCUGUGGAGGAACUCUUCGGUACAUGUGCAAAGAGGAGGAGUCAAUAAAGACGGCGAAGGAACUUCGGUUAAUCCAACCGGUCCAAGUGGUUCAAGAAGCGGUUCGGUGAGAUUACCGGUUUAGUUGACUUUGCUUGUAACUAGUACUUUCACUCAUCUUUUUUCCAUUUUUGUUUUAUGUUUGGGACUGUUGAUAAACACGAAAUACAUUUUCCUUUAUUUUUUUUUUAAAAGUAUAAUUCUUGUAUUUGUUUAGGUUAAAUUUCAUUAGAAUUCUUGUAUU
This is a messenger RNA of Capsella rubella, 1541 nucleotides long. RefSeq names its product E3 ubiquitin-protein ligase ATL6. The record is from RefSeq and is a predicted model, not a curated record. The transcript has a single exon. Lineage: Eukaryota; Viridiplantae; Streptophyta; Magnoliopsida; Brassicales; Brassicaceae. Bases 165 to 1382 code for a protein of 405 amino acids.